Molecule: messenger RNA, 2625 nt
Organism: Colias croceus (clouded yellow)
Lineage: Eukaryota; Metazoa; Arthropoda; Insecta; Lepidoptera; Pieridae
Product: DNA helicase MCM8-like
Exons: 15
Coding region: 45-2393 (782 amino acids)
Biological process (GO): DNA replication
Cellular component (GO): MCM complex; nucleus
Molecular function (GO): single-stranded DNA helicase activity; ATP hydrolysis activity; ATP binding
Source: RefSeq, a predicted model, not a curated record
UACUAUAAAAUUUUUCAAAUUUUCAUGACAGAAAUUUUAUAAAAAUGAGGCGAAAUUGGCGAGGGCGAUACAAAAAUAAUUGGAAUCGAAACAGGAAUAAUACACGAAACUCCGCAGACACCGGCAGUGUUAAUAAUUCUACAUCUUCCAUUCCUAUAUCUAAUACAUCUAGUUCCGUUAGAGCUCCAGCAAACCGGUUACCUAUUGUAGUGCCUAUAAAUUCAGGAACAAAUGUAUGGAAAUUGUACUUCCCUACAGAAGAACAGCCGAGUACAGAAGUUUUACCUCGUAUACAAUGCUUUAAAACCUUUAUAAAUAAAAACAGAACAAUAUUUGAUUUGGAAAAAAUUGAUCAAACCAGAAGUGUUCCUUUAGAUAUUCAGAGUUUAACAAACGAUGAAGACUUUAACAACCAUUGGUCUUCAUUUCAAACAGAUUUGUUUGAAAAGCCGGAAAUGACAUUACGCUUGUUAGAGUUUUGUUUACAUGAGAGCCUUAAAUGUGAAUCCAGCAUUAAAGUUAGAGUUUUUAAUCACCAACCAGUAAUACCUAUAAGUAAUUUAAAGGUCAACUAUUUUGGGAAACUCGUUACAAUAAAAGGAACUGUGAUAAGGGUGGGUAGUGUUGGACUGAUUUGCUCAUCUAUGGCUUUUGAAUGUAGUAGCUGUCAUAGUGUACAAGCUGUAAUGCAGCCCCAGGGUGUGUUUACAGUACCAAAUUUUUGCCACAAUUGCAAAAGUGGUCACAAGUUUGAACCUCUGCAGUCAUCACCAUUUACAAAUACAACUGAUUGGCAAGUUGCUAAGAUACAAGAAAUACAGUCACAGAGUUUAUCAGGUACAAUUCCGAGGAGUGUUGAAAUAGACCUUCAAGGCGAUCUGGUUGGUACAGCCUGCCCGGGAGAUGUCCUUUCUGUUACAGGCGUAGUACAGGUGCGUGGUGAAAGCAAAGGUGGAGAAGACGGCAAAAGAGCUGCAAGAUUGUUACAACUCUAUGUAGAAGCUGUUUCUAUUCACAGCCAACGGAAUUUGAGCAAUCCAACGCUCACUUUCACUCUAAAGGAUUAUUAUGCAAUACAGGAAAUCCAUGCAUCAGAAGAUGUAUUCAGGCUUCUAGUACAUUCUCUAUGUCCAACUAUAUUCGGGCAUGAACCCGUCAAAGCUGGUCUGAUUCUGGGCUUAUUUGGUGGUACUGAAAAUGAUAAUGGCUCGAGAAGCAAUCCUCAUGUUUUGGUUGUUGGAGAUCCUGGAUUGGGAAAGUCUCAGUUGUUACAAGCUGCCGCACAUGCAGCUCCUAGAGGUGUGUAUGUUUGUGGAGCGUCAGCAUCAGGCGGUGGUCUAACCGUAGCGCUCGGCCGAGAAGCCGGUGGGGACUUCGCCCUCGAGGCAGGUGCUUUGGUCCUCGCUGAUAAGGGCGUGUGCUGUAUUGAUGAAUUGGAUAAGAUGUCGUGCCACCACAGCAGUCUACUAGAAGCGAUGGAACAACGUCGGGUGUCCGUCGCUAAAGGGGGCGUGGUUUGUAGUCUGCCCGCACGGGCUACCGUACUAGCCGCUGCUAACCCCGCUGCGGGGAGCUAUAAUAGAGCUAAAACAGUAUCAGAAAAUUUAAAAUUAAAUUCUGCGUUACUAUCCAGAUUUGAUUUGGUGUUUAUACUUCUGGAUCAACCUGAUGAGAAAACAGAUGCCAUGUUGUCAGAGCAUGUUUUAGCACUACAUUCGGGACCAAAAGGAAAGAAGAAAGCAACUACAAAUUUUGAUGCUUUCAACACAAGUUCUACUCAAAACAAUAGCAAUAAUAUGUCUCUGAGUCAAAGGCUUCGUCUAAAACCAGGCGAGGUAAUCGACACACUACCAAUGGUACUACUUCGCAAGUACAUUGCAUACGCAAGGAGAUACGUACACCCAAAACUUAGUACUGCAGCGGCGAACGCUUUACAGAACUUUUACUUGGAACUACGUCAUAAUCAUCAGAGUACAGUGAGCGAUGGAACACCAAUCACAACGAGGCAAUUGGAAGCUUGCAUUCGGCUCACUCAGGCGCGGGCGAGAGUUGAUUUAAGAGAAGAAGCCACAGAUGAAGAUGCAAAUGAUGUUAUAAGCUUACUUAAACAUAGCUUAGUUGAUACAUUCAGCGAUGAAUUUGGGAAUAUUGAGCUAUCACGAUCAAUCAAUGGGUCCGGAGUCAGCUCUAGGAAUAAGGUCAAAAAAUUCUUAGACGCGAUAUCAAGAAGAGCUCAUCAAAUGAAUAAAGAUGUGUUCACAAGACAAGAGUUAAUUCAGAUUCAUAAAGCAGCGGGUGUUGCUGGAGAUCCAAAUGAUCUUAUAGAAGCUAUGCAUAUUCAUUCAUAUUUAUUACUCAAGGGGUCUAAUACGUACCAAUUAGUUGCAAUAUAAUUGAUUAUUAUUUUAAUUUAAAUUUGAUCUAAUUUCGACUCACUUUGAUGUGAUUACUUAUGGAAAAUUGUAUUUUUGAUAAAAGAAUGAUGUAUGGUAAAUUUCAUAAAGUGUUGUUAGUAUAAUUAAACUCGAAAACAUAAUAUGUAAUUAGCUAUUUUAUUUAUAUUGCAAAUACUCAUAAAAAUGUGAUGACACGAUUUUAUAAUAAACUAAAGCAUAAAAUAAUAUA